Molecule: messenger RNA, 690 nt
Organism: Patiria miniata (bat star)
Lineage: Eukaryota; Metazoa; Echinodermata; Asteroidea; Valvatida; Asterinidae
Exons: 1
Coding region: 1-690 (229 amino acids)
Source: RefSeq, a predicted model, not a curated record
AUGGGAGACAUAGCCACAAUGUUUUUCCAAGUAAGAGUUCCCAGUGAAGACCGUGACUGCCUCCGAUUCUUCUGGUGGCCAAAUGCCAAUCUCAAAGAGCAGCCGGUUGCCUAUCGUCUGAAAGUUCACCCAUUCGGAGCAGUGUCCUCACCGAGUUGCUCAAGCUUUGCUCUUAAGCAAACUGUUGAGGAUAAUGUUGGUGACUACGGAGAGGCUUCAUGUGACAUAGUGAAGAGAAGUUUCUAUGUAGACGACUGUCUUGUCUCGGUUGGUACAGAACAAGAAGCUGCUCAUUUGAUCCAGAGUACCACAGCCCUGUGCAAACAAGGCGGCUUUCAUCUGACAAAAUGGGUGUCAAAUAGCCAUCAGGUUCUGCAGACGGUGCCAAUAGAGGAACGGGCAAAAGACAUCAGAGAGUUGUCGAUGGAGAAUCAGAACCUUCCCAAUGAGCGAGCUCUGGGGGUUUAUUGGUUUGUGGAAUCGGACAGCUUGGGGUUCAAAGUCAGUUUGCCAAAGCAACCUGCAACACGACGAGGAAUACUUUCUAUCACGAGUUCAGUUUAUGAUCCUCUGGGCAUCGCAGCUCCUUUCGUGUUGAAGGCCAAAAUUCUCCUUCAGAGUCUUUGUCGACGAGACAUAGGAUGGGAUGAAGAGAUCCAGGGAGAAGAUCUUAGAAUCUGGAAUCAGUAG